Messenger RNA from Stegostoma tigrinum, 3424 nucleotides. RefSeq names its product mitochondrial ribosomal protein S9 (gene mrps9). The record is from RefSeq and is a predicted model, not a curated record. Gene Ontology annotation, biological process: translation. Lineage: Eukaryota; Metazoa; Chordata; Chondrichthyes; Orectolobiformes; Stegostomatidae. The transcript is spliced from 12 exons. Gene Ontology annotation, cellular component: ribosome; mitochondrial small ribosomal subunit. Gene Ontology annotation, molecular function: structural constituent of ribosome; RNA binding. Bases 348 to 1358 code for a protein of 336 amino acids.
AGUAAUGGCUGCUUGCAGCAGGACGUUGCCUGGUUUUCUGCGGAGAUGUUGUGGGUGUGUGAUGGAGCUGAGUGUUUCUACUCCUGUCAGGAUGUCCUUACUGUUACGGUUCAUUUGUUGUGAAGCUGUUUAGAAUGCCCCAAAAAAGAGAAGAAUGCUAUAAGUUCAGGUUCCUCCAUUCCUACCUGCGCUGAACCAGCCAGUGCAACUUCAGAACCUCAACACUCUCACCAUAUGUUCCCCGAUGAUCCAUUUUUAUCAUAAUUGCAUACUACAUCUUAUUGUCAUCUAAAAACAGUACACUUAUAAGGUUAAUCAGCACAAGCUCCUCUUUGCAGAAGAGGAGCAUGGCUGCUACAUUCCAUGAGAAAUAUACUGAAGAAUUCAUUAAACAACAGAUUGAAGAGUUCAACAUUGGGAAAAGGCACCUCGCUAAUAUGAUGGGUGAGGAUCCGGAAACAAUUAAUCAGGAGGAUAUUGAUAGAGCGAUCAGAUACCUUUUCCCCACAGGUUUGUUUGACAAGAAGGCCAGACCAAUCAUGAAGCAUCCUUUGGAAGUCUUUCCAAAACAGAGGGCUGUCCAAUGGGGAGAAGAUGGUCGUCCUUUCAAUUAUCUUUUCUACACAGGAAAGCAGUCCUACUAUUCACUUAUACAUGAUACCUAUGAACAAUUUCUUAAUAUCCAGAAAUUUGAAGAUCAACUGAGAGGCAAAGGUCUUUUUUCCCUGGAUUACAAGCCAAUAAAUUUAAUUGGAAGUAGAUGGUUGACCAAAGAAGAACUGGAGGAGAUGCUAGUUGAACACAUUUCUGACCAAGACUACCUGUACUUUCUUCGCUUACUGGAGCGUAUGCUAUCCUUACCAUACUGCAGUAUUAAGGAAGAAUAUGUGUUGAAAUUUCGCAGAAAGAUGGAAGAUCAGUCUAAGCAACAGAUAAUUGAACCUUUACAAUUUGAUGAGAACGGAGUAGCUUUCAGUAAAGGGGAAGGUAAACGGAAAACAGCUAAAGCAACAGUCAUUGUACGAGACCAUGGAAGUGGAAAGGUAACAGUGAAUGGGAUGGAUUAUUUGCUGUACUUUCAAUCAUUCCAGGAAAGAGAACAAUUGAUGUUCCCUUUCCAAUUCCUGGACCGAUUAGGAAUGCAUGACAUGGAAUGUACAGUGCAUUCAGGUGGCAUAUCUGCACAGGCAGGAGCUAUUCGCUUGGCUUCUUCAAGGGCUUUGCUUAAUUUUAUCACUGAAAAAGAGGUGGAAUCCAUGAGACAAGCUGGCUUGCUGACUCCUGAUCCUCGUGUGAGAGAGCGGAAGAAGCCUGGUCAGGAGGGAGCCCGCAGGAAGUUCACAUGGAAGAAACGUUAAUCAGUGCCUUUUCCUGUGAAGCAACCCUGAGGUGGUUUGAAAUCAGAAGCAGAACUUCAACAAGACCUGCAGUAUGGACACCUGCUUAAACAUAUUUGAGGGCUUGCAAGAUCAUUAUUGUCUCAGAUCUCAAUUUCCUGCACAUGAGAACAAAGUCUACCUAUGGUUUUAUUUAUCUACAGAAAUUCUAGGAAUGAAUCCCUUAAUCAUUGUUUUAAAAAGUAUUAUUUUUAUUAUCAGACUGUAAUGGUGUUUUUUGUGUAUGCUGACAAAACAAGAUAUUCAUUUCUUUUCCUGGUGACUUCAGGUGUUUAAUUUUAUAUAUUUGAUACAUUUGUUUACUAGUCUGCAUGUUUUGUGUAGAAACCGCUAAGUUUCUAUAAUGAGCAACUAAUCUGCAAUAUCACUUUUCACUUUGCGACAAGUUUACAUCUGUUGUAACUGUGAUAAUCCUUGUGAGCACUUCUCAAACUUGUUCUCUUUCCCUUCCCUUUCUUUUUUAGAAUAGGCAUCACAUUUUCUUCGUAAAUCCAAUAGCCUAUCAGCCCUUUUAAUUCCAUUAUUUGCAUCAUUGCUUUCACAUUUGUUUAGUUUCCUUGAAAGGAAGAAUUAUUUUAAUGUCAUGCCUGAUUUCUACUUGUAUCAAUUGUUUAAUAUUUGCUCCACUGCAACAUUAUAUAAAUCAAAACUUCUAAUACAAACUGUCACACUCAGCUGUUACCAUUUAUAAUCCCUGCAGGGAUGCUGUUUGUAUUAAGUGACUAAAAUUCCUGUGACAGUUUUUUCUAGGGAUUAUAAGGUAGUACCUUUUUGGGCAUUAAACUCAAGAACCAGAACGUGUUUUGAAGGAUAUCAUCACACAUUUAUUUCUGCCAGCGAGACACUGGAAGCUAUUAUUUGUUAAAUCUUGCCUUUUAUUUGAUAUAGUGGACUUUCUUUGGGAACAGUCUCAAAAAGACAUUUCCAGAGCAACCAGUGCAGAGACUUUCAAUGCAGUCUUCAUCUUUGUAUUUAUGGUGAUAGUUUGAUUUUUAAAGUUGUCAAAGCCAUUUCAUUGCUAGAGCCAGACUGUGUAAGUAAAAGCAGAACAUGCUGGAUGAAUUCCCAUUUUCUGUUUUCAUUUUUCCAACAUUCUCACUAUUUUGUUUCUUUUCAAGUGUAAAAAUAAAUUUGGUCCCAGUGUUUCCUAACCAGGAACAACUUGUAGUACAAUAAGUAUUCAUAGUUCUAGCUAUCCAUCUUUUAGACACUGACUUCAGCUCUCAGAUGGCAUACGUACAAGACCCACUUCAGAGACAAGAGCACGUAAUACAGGAAGUCAGGGCACUUCACUGCACCUCCGAGGGAAUAAAAGAUCCCAUGAUCCCACGGAGCAAUUAUGAAGAGGUAUUACGUAGAAUGGCAUGUGUAAUCUAGGGAUGAUAACAUUCUUACGAUGUUGCAGUUAUUUUUUUAGUAGUACAGAAUAUAGAGCAAUAAGAUGCUGUCAAAAUAGGUUUGGCGAGCAGUGCAUCAUAUAGUUAAUGCACGGUACUGCCAUAGGGGGUCUAGUAGUGGAAGUGCUCAGGUUUUGAGGUGGGAUCUCUAAACCCAUUCAGCUCUUUGAGAUGAGAGUAAUACAGCAGAGACAAGGCUAACAUUCAGAGUUAUCACAUUCAUCUAGAGAAAACUAGCCAGGCAUUUCUUGUGUGCCAUGAUCAUACCCAGCUCUUUCUGAAAUUUAUUUCAGCGUAUCAAGAGUUAAGAUUUGUGAGUCAAAACUUUCCCCUGUUAACAUUGCAAAAAAAAGCAAAUUUGUCAUCUUCAGUAUUUACCACAAGUAGCACCCCAUUGCCACUGCUUCUGCCCCUUGGUCACAUUCUUAAUUUGAGCCAAUUUUAGGAGUCUUCUGUUUGUUCCAGAAUUGUCUUGACAUCACCAAAGCCCCUUGCUUUCAUUGUAAUAUUAAUUUCUUCUGCCUUUGAAACUCUCAUAUCAAGUAUGUUAAUUCAGUCCUUGCUUUUCCUUUCUGGAAUAAUAGCUUGUCUAUAAUCCUUCCAGUCUUGCAAUAAAUCAGUGAUUUGUCA